This is a messenger RNA of Dermatophagoides pteronyssinus (European house dust mite), 1189 nucleotides long. RefSeq lists its product as uncharacterized. Gene Ontology annotation, cellular component: nucleus. Gene Ontology annotation, molecular function: RNA polymerase II cis-regulatory region sequence-specific DNA binding; DNA-binding transcription activator activity, RNA polymerase II-specific. The record is from RefSeq and is a predicted model, not a curated record. NCBI's taxonomy places the organism in Eukaryota, Metazoa, Arthropoda, Arachnida, Sarcoptiformes, Pyroglyphidae. Gene Ontology annotation, biological process: cell differentiation; positive regulation of transcription by RNA polymerase II.
UCAUCAACAACAACAAACAGCAGCGCCAUCUACAUCCUAUCCACCGAUUCGAUUCUAUCAACAGCAACAGCCACCGACCAAUGUUCAUCAUUCGUUUGUUGUUGAUCAUGAUCAUCAACAACAACAACAUCGGCAACAGCAACAACAAUAUCCAUCAACAACAUCAGUUCCAUAUAUAAUUCAUCAUCAUCAUGGUGGUGGUGGUGGUGGUGAUAAUCAUCCAUAUUAUUCCACAUCAUCAACAUCAUCACCAUCACCAUAUAAUUAUAUGGCCAUUCCAUAUAAUCAUUAUCAACUACCACCACCCCUACCACCCCAACCAUCAUCAUCAUCAUCUUAUCAACAACAUCCUAUGCAAACAUCUACUUCUAAUUAUCAUUUACAAUCAUCGAAUCAAUCAAAACAACAACAACAACAAUGGAUACAGCAUCAACAACAACAACCACCUGUAGCAGCAACAGCAAAAGCUUCUUCGUCAUUCUGUAAUAAUAAUAAUAAUAAAGAAAAUCAAAAAUCAGAAUCAUCAGAAUUAGAAUCACAAUCAUCAACAACAACAACAAUAUUGGAUGAUUCACAGUCGUCUGAAUCAACAACACAAAGAAAAGCAUAUGGAACAUUUACAUUGACCGGAGAGAAAAUACGUCGUCCACCAAAUUCAUUUAUGAUAUUUGCAAAAAAUCGUCGUCGUGAAAUAUUGUAUGCAAAUCCACGAAUGACAAAUAAAGAAGUAAGUAAACAGCUUGGUUAUGAAUGGAGACAAUUACCGGAAGAUCGUCGUACACAUUAUAAACAAUUGGCAAUACAUUAUAGUAAUGAACAUAAGAAUAAAUAUCCAGGAUAUUAUUAUAGUCCAAUUGAAGCACGAAAACGUAAAAAGGAAAAAUAUCGUUUAAAACGAAUGAAAUUAAUGGUUGAUCAACAGCAACAUGAACAACAUCAACAGCAACAGCAACAACAGCAACAGCAAACGUUCGAACUCAAACAAGAACAUUCGAAUUCAUCAACAUCAUCAUCAUCAACGGCAACAUUAGUCGAAAUAGCAUCGAGGUCUUCGAACUAUACAAAUUUACCGAAUCACCAUCAACAACAACAACAACAUAAUCAAUUUAAUAGUUCAACAUCAUUAUCAUCAUCAUCAUCUGAUAAUAAACGAAAUAAUGAUAAUUUAUCGUCAUAUCCGGAUGGAUAA